AUUAACCAUGGUUAGCUCUUCCUUCCUUUUUCUUCAGUCAGAUAGCUGAGAGAGAUUAGCUCUCCCUUCCUUUUUCUUCAGUCAGAUAGCUGAGAGAGAGAGAGAGAGAGAUGGUGGAGAUGGUUAUGAUGGGUUUUCGAGGAUUUGGGGAUUCAUGAAAUAUUUGGUUCCAACAGACUUCAUGUGAUUGGUUUUAGGAUUGAAUAUUAGCUUCCAUAAGAGAGAGAGAGAGAGAGAGAGAGAGAGAGAGAGAGAGGAUUUUAUUGGGUUUUUUCUGGAGAUGGGUAUUGGUGAAGUCGCUUGUUGAAGAGGAUUUGGAACAAAUUUCUGUGUGAUUGAGAGAGAGAGAGAGAGGGAGAGGUUUUGAUGAAAAGGAUUGUAUUUAUGAUUGGUUGGGUUGAGGGUUUCUUGUAAUUUAGGAUUGAUUGAAGAAAAGAUUUCAAGGCAUGGGUAAGAAAAAGAUGAAGAAGAGAAGAUGGAAAGAAUCGGCAGAAGCAAGCGGUGAGCAAUCACAGCCCCCAAGGAAACGAGGCCGACCGCGGAAAAUUGUUGUUGAGAAGACUGAAACCCAAGAAGAAAGUGAACAAGAGGAUUCCAAUAAGAAAAAGAAAAGCAGCAGCAGCAGCAGCAGGGAGGAGAAGCAAAAAGGAGUAGAAUCGUCAGCUGCUGCUUCUGAUGCUGCUGUGAAGGAGAAAGAGGAAGUAGGAGAAGAAAAGCCAAAGGAAGAACUCCGGAAAAGCAGUACAAGGAGAAAAAGCCAACCUCGUAAGAGCACCUAAAAUUCUCUCUGGGGAAGAUAAAACAAGAUUUCCUAGAUAGAUUUCGCUCCUCUCCUUUUAUGUAUGUAUUCAUCUUCUUCCAUUUCCUCUACUUUCUUAUGAUAAAAUCUGUAUUACAAAACCACCCAUGCAAGAAAGAGGAAACAAGCCUAUUGAAAUUCA
Messenger RNA from Magnolia sinica, 941 nucleotides. RefSeq lists its product as uncharacterized. Bases 447 to 779 code for a protein of 110 amino acids. The transcript has 2 exons. The record is from RefSeq and is a predicted model, not a curated record. NCBI's taxonomy places the organism in Eukaryota, Viridiplantae, Streptophyta, Magnoliopsida, Magnoliales, Magnoliaceae.